Messenger RNA from Durotheca rogersii, 1122 nucleotides. Its product is annotated as Hus1-like protein. Gene Ontology annotation, cellular component: checkpoint clamp complex; site of double-strand break; nucleolus. Bases 1 to 1122 code for a protein of 373 amino acids. The transcript has 4 exons. Lineage: Eukaryota; Fungi; Ascomycota; Sordariomycetes; Xylariales; Xylariaceae. The record is from RefSeq and is a predicted model, not a curated record. Gene Ontology annotation, biological process: telomere maintenance; meiotic DNA integrity checkpoint signaling; mitotic DNA replication checkpoint signaling.
AUGAGGUUCAAGUCCGAUCUCAGGAACAUCCGCACAUUCUCGAAACUAGUCGCCGCCCUCUCCUCCCUUGAGAAGAUCGCCUGGGUCCGUCUCGACGAUGAGACCGUCCGCUUCACCGUCAUCCCGGACACCGGGUCCCAAGUCUGGGCGUCUUUCUCGAUGGACUUCAUCUUCAAGGACUACGCCCUGCAGUCCGCCGAGCCGAUGAACACGAUCAACCUGGAGCUGCCGCUCGGGCCGCUGCAGCGCGCGCUCAAGUCCGCUCUCAACGGCGACUCGGCCUCGAUCCGGCUGACCAAGAAGGACGACGGCAUCCCCGUGCUCUCCCUGACCAUCGUCACCAGCGUCCCGCGCGCCGGCGGCGGCGGCGGCUACCCGGGCCAGGGCCCCGGCCCGAGCGCCGCCCCGCGCCUCGGCGCGGCCAGCGCGGCCACCCUCGGCCUCGCGGUCGGCGGCGGCGACGCCGUCUUCCCCCACGAGCCCCUCGUCACGAACCUGCACCGCGAGCGCGAGAAGAUCGUCACCCAGGACAUCCCCGUCCGCGUCCUGCACCCGGACACGGUCGAGAUGAUCAUGCAGCCCAAGGUGCGCGAGCCGGACGUGCACAUCCAGCUGCCCCCGCUGCUGCAGCUCAAGGCGAUAUCGGACCGGUUCACGAAGCUAGCGCAGGCGUCGCGCGCUGGCGGCGGCGGCGGGAGCGGGGGAGGGGGCAACGCUGGCGGUAACAGCGGCGGCGGCUCCUCCUCGUACUCGCCGAAGCUGGAGCUCAGCGCCAACAUGCACGGGGAGCUGCGGCUGCGGCUGGAGGCGGACACGCUGGAGGUGGAGAGCCGGUGGUCGGGGCUGGAGAACCCGGAGCUGGACCCGGCGCAGCUGCCGUGCGCGCUCGAGGACCACCCGAGCACGCGCUUCCGCGCGGCCGGGCCGGCGCGCUGGGCCGCGGUGCGCGUCGACGGCCGCGACUGGAGCCGCGUCCUGAGCGUCGGCCGCCUCGACGGCCGCGUCAUCGCCUGCUUCGCCGACGCCCACGCCCUCAUCCUCUACGUCUACGUCCCCCACCACGACGACACCGGCGCCGAGGACUCGGUCGUCACCUAUUACGUCUCGUCGUACAGCCUGUGA